Molecule: messenger RNA, 766 nt
Organism: Coregonus clupeaformis (lake whitefish)
Lineage: Eukaryota; Metazoa; Chordata; Actinopteri; Salmoniformes; Salmonidae
Product: interferon alpha-inducible protein 27-like protein 2A
Exons: 5
Coding region: 170-475 (101 amino acids)
Biological process (GO): apoptotic signaling pathway
Cellular component (GO): mitochondrion; membrane
Source: RefSeq, a predicted model, not a curated record
UAAACCCCAUCGAAUAAGAAGCAUGUGCUGUCGCGAAAUCAGGAUUGUCGAACGACACUAAAGUACUGUAGCCUACUCCGGUUUACUUUUGUGUAUUAUAUUAUAGUCUACACAUCCAAGAGUCACUCUCAUUGAACAAAGACUCAAACGGCUAGUUGAAUCCAAGAAAAUGGUGGCUGUAUCGGUGAUUGCCAUGGCAGUUGGAACUGGUACAGCUGCAUUGCUCAUGGCCCCUGUUGCUUUGGGAGUGAUGGGGUUUGGUGCUGGUGGGGUUGCAGCUGGAUCAACCGCAGCAGGCAUGAUGUCUUCUGCAGCCGUGGCCAAUGGAGGUGGGGUAGCAGCAGGGAGCCUUGUUGCUGCUCUACAGUCAGCAGGAGCUGCAGGACUCACUAGUGUGGCCACAGUGGUUGUGGGAAGUGUAGGAGCGGCAGCCGGUGGAGCGGUGGGAUGGGUGACGUCGAAGUUCAGGGGGUGACCUCAACAUUCAGCCCUAUUGACGCUGGGGUCUCAUCCUCGCUAUGAUUAUAUUGAUAAUAUCAUUGAUUAUACUGAAUAUUUGGCUUCGUCCCAUACUGUAUGUGCUGAGCUGUAGGAUAGAAAAGUUGACUAUAGCACACAGUGUUAUGAGGGUACUGAAUGUUCUCAUUGAUUUCUGACUGAUAAAGAGGAUGUGUUGAGGUUGAUUAGUGAAAAGAUCAGUGAGUAUUGCAAUGCAUUCCCUUGCUAUGAAGACUGAAGAAAAAUAAAUAUAUUUUCAAUUUGCCAA